Molecule: messenger RNA, 943 nt
Organism: Coprinopsis cinerea okayama7#130
Lineage: Eukaryota; Fungi; Basidiomycota; Agaricomycetes; Agaricales; Psathyrellaceae
Exons: 3
Coding region: 1-798 (265 amino acids)
Molecular function (GO): FMN binding
Source: RefSeq, a predicted model, not a curated record
AUGGCUACGGCACUGGCGCCCAAAUGGAAAGCCGCUCUUGAGAGCGCAAUCGCGGAAUUUCCCAAGCAAACUGUACUGCAGCUUUCGACGCUCGACUCGCAACCGUCUCCGUUUUCCUUGACUGUGGCUCCUCGUGUUCGAUCUCACAUCUUUCGGUCAUUUCUAUCGCCACCCUCUCAACCCAACCUCCCUCUAAUCCACACAACGACGGACAUUCGAACCCCCAAGGUGGACCAAAUAACCUCCAAUCCCCAUACACCGGUCGAGGUCGCUUGGUGGAUUGAAGGUCGCCAGCAACAAUUUAGGAUCCGAGGAAAGGCGGUUAUCAUCGGUGCACCUGGAGAUCCUCGUAAUGGUUCUUUUGCCCACUGGAGGGAUGUAGUUCGGGGUGCCCAGUCUCCUGGUUCGGAUGCCGCAAACGACGGACAGAGCACGGGAUACCUGGGGCUCAAGUCUCUUACCCUCUCCCCCUCCUUCGACUGGGAACAACAGCGCAUCUCGUCCUUCAAAGCCAUGUCUGCGCACAUGAAGGCAAGCUGGUGUCGUCCUGUUCCUGGAACACCACUGGAAGGAGGCCAGGAGGAGGCCAAAAAAUGGCCGGUCAGACUGGAAGAGCCAACCCCGGACUCGAGUGACGAAGACAAGAAGAAUUGGCAGGUGGCAUUGAAUAACUUCGCCCUGGUGAUUAUCGAACCCGUAUUCGUUGAUCUUGUGGACUUGGCAGUGAUUCCGAACCGGAGGUUCUUCUACGAGCGAGAUGAGAAGGGCAACUGGGAAGAGAAGGAGGUUGUUCCCUGACCAGCUUCAUCUAUACCUAGUAUGGCUUUAGGAACUGUAUCUAAUGAAAUCUUGAUUCUGUCAGAAGAACCCAGCUUCUUGAUACAUGUCAAUGGCCUAACCUUGGAGUUUGUACGGAUAUUUAAAAACGAGGACUGUUGGCAGA